AAAGAUUAAAUUAGACCUACUUGUUAACAAAUAUGGCGUCGUCCUUGCGACUUUUUCAGAGAGUUGUUAAGCAAAUUCAUUGUUAUCAACGAAAUGCCGUUUCAUUAGUUUGCAAAAGACAUUUACUUUCAGAGGCAUACUCUUGCAAAGAAGCUUGGAAAAAGUAUUGCGAGGAUCCUCUUUUGAGUAAAGAGUCUCCCACUGACUUUGCUUACCAAAUCAGAGACCGGCUGGAAAAAAGUGGCCAUGUUUCAGCAGUGGAUGUUAACAUCCUUGCUCAUUACUUCCACUCAAUGGAUGAAGAGGAGAUUGAGUUCAUGGAAGAUAUAUUAUCCAAGUUUAACUUUUGCCAAUCAUCCUAUCCUCGUAAUGACUGCACAUCUCACGCUAUAGCUAUGGGAUUUUUAACAGCUGGGCACAGUAAAAGCCUCUUGAAUAUGUUGACAGACACAAAAAACUAUGGCAUCAUACCCCAUCACAUCACAUUAAAUAUGAUUCUGGACUGGUUUAUCAAACAGGAGGAAUAUGGAAACGCUGCAAAAUUGGCUUACGGCUCAAUGCUCCAGGAAGAUUUCUCCAACCCAGUCAACACACUCUUGUCACUUCAUGCAACAGUUCAUCAUUUAUUACAGUCUAAAAUAGAAGACCUGGCAUCUCCCCCUAAAGAGAAAGACACAGGAGAAGAGGUCUGGGUCAAGGUGAAAUACAUCAAAUUUCCGUAUUACGAUGAUCAUUUUGAUAUCAGAGAUGAACGAUUUCUUCUUGGUAAAACUCUUAUGCUUCUAGCCGAUGCCCAGAGUGUACCUGUUCCUUCACAGCUUCGAAUUGCUUUAAAAGUCACAGGCUCAGGGCUGUUCCACAAAUUUCCACAAGGGUUGGCAUGUUUAAACUCAGUGGCUAGUUCUGAUGAUGCAAGUGUACCUGAGGUGGCACUUAACUACUUUUCAGAUUGCUUGGAAAAAGUGGAAGCCAGAGAUCCUAAUGAACCAGAAGUUGAGCUGGCAUUAAGAACCAUUGAUGAUGUCAUUCACCGCUUGCUGCCAACUACAGAUGAGAAACAGAAAUACCUCUCAGAACUGGCGCAGGUCAAAGAAAGUUUAGAAGCAAAAGGAAAAAUUCUAAAAGACUUUGAUUUCAAACAAUCUGUAGUCAAUUUUGUAUCCCAAACUUUAUCCUCUUAUGAAAAUGCUGACAUUAGUACAUUGAAGUCUUUGUUCAACCAAUGGACAGAAGAACGCAAACAGGAAGUAAAUAGAGAAAUAGAAGAGUUCCAAAAGAACACCAGAAUCGAGGAAAUGAAAAAGCAAGUGAAAGAAUUACAAGAACAAGAAGAAUUGCUCCGAUAUUUUGACCUUGAAGAGAAAUUACGCUUGAAAUUUUUGGAUGAGGACAGGGCUACAGAUAAAGGCUUAACAAUAUCCAAAUAGAACAAGUAAUACUUAUAAUAAUUAAUAAUAAUUGGCUUUCUUUGUUAACAAAAUAAUUUUAUCAUAAAAACAAUUUGUUUUUAAAA
Messenger RNA from Biomphalaria glabrata, 1513 nucleotides. RefSeq names its product 28S ribosomal protein S27, mitochondrial-like. Gene Ontology annotation, cellular component: mitochondrion. The record is from RefSeq and is a predicted model, not a curated record. Lineage: Eukaryota; Metazoa; Mollusca; Gastropoda; Planorbidae. The transcript is spliced from 3 exons. Bases 33 to 1427 code for a protein of 464 amino acids.